UGGAUUUUACUACUGCCUUCGUCUUCUUCCUGGGAAUGCGGUCAAUUGUAGCUGUUAUCGUUGUGGUUGGGCCGUUGGUGGAUUGCGAAGAGACAAGGGGAGGAGAGGACAGGAGAAUAUGGAUCACUCGCUGCUGAACUCGUUGCUGAGGGGCCGCCAGCUGGAGAGCUGCCUCGAGGCGGGGUUCCCGUCGCCGGAAACCGAGGAGCCGGAGGAGGACGGUCGCGGGUUCGUGGACGAGGACGGGUGGGCCACGGUGGUCGUCUCGGCCCUCCGGAUCGUCGCCUGCUUCCUCACCAUGACGGUCACCACCUUCGUGUGGGCGGUGGCCAUGAUCCCGAUGCUGCCGUGGCCCUACGAGCGGAUCCGGCAGGGCAACCUCUACGGGCACGUCACCGGGCGAUUGAUGAUGUGGAUUCUAGGAAACCCCAUAAAGAUUGAAGGUUCUGAGUUUUCUGACACAAGGGCUAUAUUUAUCUGUAAUCACACGUCGCCCAUAGACAUUUUUCUUGUUAUGUGGCUGACCCCAACAGGCACUGUUGGCAUAGCCAAAAAAGAGAUCAUUUGGUAUCCUCUGUUUGGGCAGCUUUACGUGUUGGCAAACCAUCUCCGUAUAGACCGCUCCAACCCUUCUGCUGCCAUCGAAUCCCUGAAAGAGGCAGCUCAUGCAAUUGUGAACCAUAACCUGUCACUUAUCAUUUUUCCAGAGGGUACUCGAUCCAGAUCAGGGAGGCUUCUUCCGUUUAAGAAGGGUUUCAUGCAUAUUGCACUGCAAACACAGUUGCCAAUUGUUCCGAUGAUAUUCACUGGCACACAUCUAGCUUGGAGGAAGAAUAGUUUGAGAGUCAGACCAGCCCCAAUCACAGUAAAGUACCUUCCACCAAUAGAAACAGAUGGGUGGAAAGCCGAAAACAUGAACGAAUACGUAGAAAUGAUACAUUCAUUAUAUGUUGAGCACUUGCCCGAGUCACAGAAGCCACUGAUAUCAGGCGGCGCUGAUUUCUGUUAAGAACUGAAAGACAUAGUAGGUUUUGCUGUGUUGUUUUGUAUGGCAUUUGUUACACUUGAGAUGUAGUAGAAGAUGAUUGUAAAGUUGUCUUGUAAAUUGAACUGCAGAUUUAGCUUUCCUGUUACAUUUUUGAGUGCUGUUGUUUAGAAGAUAUAGGUAGUAAAUGUAUUUUAGUUGGAACCAUUGAUCCUCAAGGCAAACAAUGUAUUGUGUUUUCUGGUAUGGAUGAUGUAAAUGGAUCAUA
Molecule: messenger RNA, 1253 nt
Organism: Musa acuminata subsp. malaccensis (wild Malaysian banana)
Lineage: Eukaryota; Viridiplantae; Streptophyta; Magnoliopsida; Zingiberales; Musaceae
Product: 1-acyl-sn-glycerol-3-phosphate acyltransferase-like
Biological process (GO): phosphatidic acid biosynthetic process
Cellular component (GO): membrane; endoplasmic reticulum
Molecular function (GO): 1-acylglycerol-3-phosphate O-acyltransferase activity
Source: RefSeq, a predicted model, not a curated record